UGAAAUAUCACUUUUAACGCUAUCCCCUUGACAGCAAAUUGAUUUCCGACAAACAUGUCUUUAGACGUUAAUAUCAGUGAGCCCGAUGAAUUUAAUUGUAUAGAAUUGCAUUCAGUACUAAAAGAUGUUGCUAAGAUUAAAGGAAUAGAUGAUUUUAAUUAUCAUGUUGAUUCUAUUGGUGGUAAAGGUGAAAGUUAUAUUGCAAAUACGUUCAGAGUUAUUGUGAGAGAUAAUGUUGACGAAGAUAACAAAUUUACGGUUGUAGUAAAGACUUUAGUGAACACAGGGAAACGGGAGAUAUUUCAUGAACUACAUAAAAGAGAAGCUAGUGUUUAUAAAGAUAUAAUUCCAAUUUUCAAUGAAAUUCAAGCGAAGGUGUUAGAUGAUAAAGUAGUUUUGCCUGAAUGUGUAUUAUCGUGUGAUGAAAAUGGAAAAGAAGUUUUGAUACUGGAAGAUUUGCAACACGAAGGCUGGCUUUCGAACAGUACACUUAAAAACUUUGACGAAUUAAAUUAUAAGACAGUGAAGUUAGUUAUCACUGAACUUGCAAAGCUACACGCCUUGUCGUAUGUUUUUGAACAGCGUUACCCUGAAAAAUUUUGCAAGCUGAAGGAACAAUUCGAGGAUAUUAUAUUUCAAGAUAAAUUCUUGAAUAAAAGUAAAUUGAGAAGUUAUUUUCAAGAUUCCUAUGAUGCAUCUUUGAAUUUGGUGACAGAUGAUGAUGCAAGAAAAUCUCUUGGUGUGAUCGGAUCUAAGUUAUUGGAUAUAUUAAGAGGUUUUACAAAACCCCAUGAACAUAGCGUAUUUUGUCACGGUGACUGCUGGAUUAAUAACAUGCUAUUUAAAUUUGAGGAAAAUGAAGCAACUGCAGUGUGUUUUCUAGAUUUCCAAACAGUUCGGCAUUCAAGUCCAGUUACUGAUAUUAUUCACUUUUUGUAUCUAUGCACCAGCCCACAAUUUAGAUCUGAAUUCUUUGAGACAUUAAAAACUGAUUAUUAUGAAAAAUUGAAAUCAACACUAAUUGCAUUUGAAACAGAUAUCAAUACUGUUUAUCCCGCCAAGGAUUUUGAAAAUGAUUUAGAAGUGGCAAAACAGUACGGACUUUUGAUAGCUAUGAUUGAUUUGAAAAUUGUCUUUUUGACGCCGGAAGAAGAUGCAAUAUUGAAUGGAGCUAAUGUAAGUGAAGAAGUUAAUCUAACAAAAGUGCCAGGCGAAGAAGAAUUAUUGAAAAUCAAAUUGAAUGCAGUUGUUCAAGAGGCAAUUGAAAACGGGGUUAUAGAACAACUCUAUAAAAGAGUCAUAAAUUGCGAUAUAUAAAUUAUUAGUGUUUGAAGUGCCGUGUUUUUACGGAUGUCGUAAAAGGCAAAAAAGGAACUUAUAAACUUGGGAUUCUUCAUAUAGGCGAUGUGCUAGCAACCUGUCAAUAUUUGGAUCACAAUUCUAUCACUAAGCCUAACAGCUGAACGUGGCCUGUCAGUCUUUCAAGACUGCUGGUUCUGUCUACCCCGCGAGGGACAUAGAAGUGAUUAUAUGAAUGAAAAAAAUAUUUGAAUUUAACUAUUUUCACAUUAACAAAUUUUUAAUAUUAAAAUGUAGAAAUUAAGAAAUGUUAUUAUUAAGAUAUAGUAAACUGUCCACUUACCUAUCACCACCGUUAUAAGACGGGGCACUAGAGUCACCAAAGGAUGUCCCAUAGGCCAUAGAACAUGGCUCCAUCACACAUCUCUCCGUCUCCUCUGCCGGCUUGGGCCCCAUGCAUUUACUAUCAGGUAGUUUCGCUAUUGUUCUGCUAAAUUCUAGAAAGAUCUUGCAAUGGACUUCUUUUUUCCUCCAUCCUUCACCACACGUCACGCUGCACGGGCCCCACUCAUCAUCCUUGAUGUAACUAUUAGGAAAAAUUUAUCAUUUAUCACAAAUACUUCCAGUAUUGAAACAAAUUUAUCUAUACUAAGAAUACUAUCAAAAAUCCACACAUGAGCUUUAAGGUACAUGCGGGCGGGUACUAAAUAGUAUGAAUCUUAUACAGUUUUAGAAUCUGAGGCUGGUUUAUGUAGAAGUAUGUGCACCAGUGUUUCUUUGUUUAGUAUAUCACCAAUUAUGCCUUUCACCUGUGAAACUGAAGACACAGAAUCAUUAAAAUUUCGCCUAGAAUUUCUCAGAGUAAUAACGUUAGCCCGUGUAUGUGUGUCUGCCAGAAAUGUAGAUAUAUCAAAGUGUUUGAAAAGUGUGUCGAAGCGAAACGAAAUAAUGCAAGACAAUCUCUGUGUUCAAUAUGUGCAAGGAGGUUUAAACUUUAUUGUGCAGUGCAUAAAGUUGAAAAAGUAAGUGACAGAUGAGAUGUGAGCAAAUGAUUUGAAGGUUUUCAUGAUAAGGGUAUGUGCAUACAAAUUUUGGCUUUAAUCUUGGAAGGGCAUCAUCUACUCAAUCUGUCAUAGUAAGGUUAACACAUAGCUAAGCUAUUUUGAUAGGUCAAGUACAUUCAGGUUUGUGAUCUAAUGUAAAGUCACAAAAAAAUAUUUUGUACAAAAAUGCCACAAAGUUAUCACUACGAAACUGAAGGUUCACAAAAAACAGGGUGGUGACUUUUAAAGAUGAUUGUAGGUAAUUUUUUUUACAAUCUAAAACCACUUUGUAUUGAUGUAUUUCCUUAAAAUGAUUGUUAUAAUAGUUAGGUAUUUACAUUUCACAAUUACUUAUUAAGAUAUUUUGCAAAUGUAAAAGUUACAUAAUACAACUCACUUUCCACUUAGAAUAAUUUGUAUUAACAACAAAUUUAAUAUUGUAUGUUAUUCUGUGUUAUAUUUUGUUUGCUAUAUCGGUAAUAAUAGUACAUAUUUCAAUGUAAUAAUAUGCAUAUUUUAAUUCGAUUGUAAUCAUACUUACUUCAAUUUAAAUAUAUAUAUUUGUCAAUGUUAUUAUAUUCGACGUCGCUCAUAAUUAUCAUGUAAAUUGAAGAAAAAAUAUUAAAAAAAAUCAAUCACCACCCCGUAAACAGGUUCGAAUCUAAGCGAGUGUGAUGAGGGGAUGUCAUUCAUUGUAAGAAAAAUGUGUGAUGUAUCUCAAUCGAAAAUAUCUGAAUUGAAAACGUUAAUCGCAGACAGUACAAUACCUUACAUACAACCAGCCACACGCAAAGAAUAUUUUGUAAUUGCUGAAAGAAACAAGAACAAAAUACUCUGAGCUUUUGACAAAAAAAAAACAAUGACAUUUCUAUAAUAUUAGAUGUAGCUAUAUAAAAAGCCCGUUUUGAAAAUAGGACACAACGAUUCAUAAUUACAAUUAUAAGCAUAGAAUUCAUAAUGAAAUAAAACGAUAGAAGUGCCGUUAAAAUGUAUUUGUAACUUUGGAAAUGAUACGUAUUGUAACGCAAGCAUUUCUUUUUGCGCAGUUGUAAACCAACAAUGCCAAUAAAUGUUAAAUACGAUAUUUAAUAGAUAAAUUGUCACCUAAGUCAAAAUGUUAUGGGGUUUAUAGAACCAUAAAUUGAAACGACACAUUUAUAAGUCAGGUUGAUGCAAGUACUCGUUCAAACGAGAAGUAUACGCGAAUUUUGUGGAAUAGCAUUGGUGCUACUAAAUUGAAAGAGGAAAUCCAUAGUCUCUGCCUACCCCGACGGGAACCAGGCGUGAUGGUAUACAUAUAUGUAUGUAUUAGUUUCAUAGUGUUACCAUUUUGGCUCUGAUCAAACCACAUACAAAUUCGCGUUUCUAGCGCGACACGUAUGAUCGAGUAGAACUCGCAUUAAUCCCUUAGUAUAUGUUUGUCAGUUCUAUAGUCUUAUAUUAUUCUGAAUUCUAUGCACCAUAUUAAUAUAACGAACAUUUAUAAAAGCAUUAUUUGUGAUGCACCUUUAAAAAUUUUCAUACUUUCCAAUAUGGACAAAUUUAACGUAAAAUAUGACCAAAGUUAUUGUUGUGGUACAGUUCACACUUAAAAGCACGCAUUGACAGUAAACGAUUUAUUUGAAAGAAACAUUU
Molecule: messenger RNA, 3977 nt
Organism: Amyelois transitella
Lineage: Eukaryota; Metazoa; Arthropoda; Insecta; Lepidoptera; Pyralidae
Exons: 2
Coding region: 55-1317 (420 amino acids)
Source: RefSeq, a predicted model, not a curated record